This is a messenger RNA of Drosophila novamexicana, 3533 nucleotides long. It is a transcript of the gene cindr, whose product is annotated as pneumococcal serine-rich repeat protein. NCBI's taxonomy places the organism in Eukaryota, Metazoa, Arthropoda, Insecta, Diptera, Drosophilidae. The record is from RefSeq and is a predicted model, not a curated record. The transcript is spliced from 8 exons. Bases 506 to 3313 code for a protein of 935 amino acids. Gene Ontology annotation, molecular function: protein binding.
UUGAGCGGCUGUUUGCGCGGUACACUAAGUUCCUUUCGCGGUCAGUUGGCAUUGUUUUCGUGUAUUGUCGCUAUCUCAAUGCUUGUUUUAACUAACAAAAAGUGUUGGCCAGUUUGAAUUGCAUGUAAACGGGUUGAGCUAUUUAUUUAUUUGUGAAAAUCGCUGCGAAUAGGGUCAUAACAAAACACGCAAAAAGCGUUUUAAUUCCGAGUAUUUCUUCAAAAAAAAAAAAAAAAAACAAUAUAUAAGCGUGUCUGUCUGUGCGCCUCGUGCAUGUGUGUUUGUAAACAGAACAACGCGCGUGAUUCAUACCUUUAUACACCGGGGGCAGCACAGGAAAAGUCGUCGACGACAGCGCGUAUUGUUGUUGGCCAGAAAGACACGGACACGAAGCCGUCCAUUGAACUGCUGCCGCUGACGACGACGACGACCACUGCUGCUGCUGCUGCUGCGACGCGACUGCGACGCAAUUGCUUCCUGGCAAAACGACAACAACGGCAACAACAUGGACAAAACAAUCUGCGCUGUUGUCGAGUACGAGUACGCCGCCAAGGAACCAGAUGAACUGGAUCUACACAAGGGUGCCAUCAUACAUCGCAUCAAACAGAUGCCCGGCGGCUGGUGGCAGGGCACACUGAAGGCCACCGGCGUAACGGGCAUGUUUCCGGAUAAUUUUGUGCGCGUACUGGAGCCAAGCAGCAAUGGCAACCACAGCGAUGACAGUGCUGUGGUGCAGCUCAGGGAGAAAUCAGCGACAUCGAAUCGCCGCUGUAAAGUCAUCUACAGUUACACACAAGUCAACGACGACGAACUGACGCUGGCCGUGGGUGAUGUCAUUGAAUUCCUAGGGGAGGUCGAGGAAGGCUGGUGGCGCGGACGUUUGCGCAGCAAAGUUGGCGUAUUUCCCUCAAAUUUUGUGCAACAUAUCGAACCAUCGCCGAUUCUGGCCUCCAAGCGGCCGCCAACGAUUGGUGCAACGGUCACUACAUCGGCGCUAACAGCCAAAGCUGCCAACAUAGCGACAACAACAACAACAGGAGCAGCAGCGGCAGCAACGGGCACAACAGCAGCAGCAGCAACUGCAACAGCUGCUCCUGCAGUAUCUGCAACGGCAGCAGCUGCACCUGCCACCAAUACAAGCACAGCGAAGCAGCAAUCAAAAAGCAGAGCCACGGCGUCCACUGUGAAUGCAGCAGCGGUGGCUGCGGCGGCAGCGGCGGCGGCGGCAGCGCCCACGUUACCACCGAAACCGCAGCGUGACUUUUGUCGCGUAGAGUUUCCCUAUGCGCCGCAGAAUGAGGAUGAGCUGGAGUUGAAGGUGGAUGACAUUAUCAGUGUCAUCAGCAUGGAGCUGCCGGACAAGGGCUGGUGGAAGGGCGAGCUGCAUGGCAAAGUGGGUGUGUUUCCGGAUAAUUUUGUCAAGCUCUUGCCACCCUCCGAAGUCGCGCCCAUUAACGAGCCAGCAGCAGUCGCCAGCACGCAGCAAUCACAGCGCAAGAUAAGCAACACGAGCCACAUGACCACAACGAACUCCAACAGCAGCAGCAGCAGCAGCACAGCCACCACGACGGUGACGCAGCAGCAACAGCAGCAUCAGCAGCAUCAGCAGAGCAGCGCUUCAACCACAUCGAAGGUAUACAUCAAAAAGACGGGCAGCAGCAGCAAUUCGUCUGGUUCGGGACGCAAGGAGAGCUUCGGAUCGCGCGAUUCGCUAAAUGAUAUACUCAGCGAAACGGGCCUGCCCAUUGGCACUGUGGCCGCCCAGCGCAAGUCGCUGGAGAAUAAGAACCUCGAUCUGAGCAAGCUGCCCGGCGGUGGCAAGCAGCAGGGCAACACGAUCAUAACAACAACAACAACAUCCACAAGCAACAGCAGCAGCAGCAACAACACUUCAGCUUCUGCGUACGCGGAGCUGCGCAAGAGCCUGGACAAUAUGGAUGAGAAGAUCAAGUCACCCACACCCCCUGUGGUGGGCAAAAAGCCCAGUGUGCCGCUCAAGAAGACGCCCACGGGCAGUGUCUCAGGCAACAUUUUGGGCGCCGGCAUGAAGAAGAAGAGCGCGGAGAGCAAACUAACUAGCGCCGUGUCGCACGACGUCUCCGAUGGCUUGGCCGGCAGUAAAUUAGCAGGCGGACAGCUGCCCGAGUCGGGCGCGGCUGGCAAUGUGGUCAUGAGACGUGCCGCUACCAUAGCCGUUGAGGAUGCGGACUUUGAUCGUGUCGAGCGCGGCUCCAUACUGCAAGAUAUGCGCGCCGGUCGCGUCAAGGCGCCCAAACGUCGCCCGCCCUCGGCGGCCAUAAAUGUGCUGGGCGAGAGCAACAACAAUUCGGUGUAUGUCAAUGGCAGCGGCAUGGCCAGCAGUGCCAGCGAGCUAAGUGAAGAUGGUGGCCCUGCUGGCAAGCAGGCGGCGACGGGCUCAUCCGACGACAAUUCGACCGGCGAGGAGCCGCAGUUGGCCAAGCCAAAGCCACGUGAAUGGGAGAAGAAAAAGGCGCCCUGGAUGGAGGAGCUGAAAGCGUCACAGGUGACACGCAAAAAGACCUCGCCCAAUGUUGAGCCACGCGGCGGUGCCAUCUCCGUGGCCGAGCGCACUUCAAAGCUGUUUGCCGCCGAGCAGGCGACAGCCACAACCAGCGUGGUGACCACCAGCGCAAUCAGCAGCAGCAGCAACUCUAUAUCCAGCAGCAGUGCGACUGCAACGAAAGUGCAAUCGAGUGCGGUGACUUCCUCCAGCAUCAUGCAGCAGUCCAUGUUCGUGGAGAGCAGCACCAGCAGCAGCAGCCAGAAGGUGGAGGCAGCCAACAGCAGCAGCAGCAACAGCACAAGCAUUUUGACCAGCAGCAACAACAGCCACGAUGCCGUCAUGUCCAAGAGCAUGUCUGCGACAAAGUCGUCAGCCACAGCAGCGCCAAUAGCAGCUCCGGCCGCCAGCAGCGAUGAGGAGUCACGCGCGGCACGCCCCAACAGUUUAUCGAUACGCAAUCGCAGCGUUUCGCCGCUGGUGAAAACCUCCAGUGCCAGCAGCAGCACGCAGCCGGAGAGGAGCAACAAUGUCAGCGUCAAUGAGAGUCCGGCGACAACGCUGCUCAACAAUCAUCAUCAGGUUGCGGCAGAGUCUUUGCCGCGGGUGCAACAGUUGGAGGGUCGUGUGGAUAAGUUGGAGGCGAUCGUGUUGAAGCAGCAGCGGACCAUUGAGGAGCUGGUGCGUAUGCUGCGCGAGGAGACGGAGCGGGUGAAGGUGCUGCGCGGCGAACUGGAUAAAUAUGCGCAACAGCAAACACGUCGCGGGAAAUUUGAUAAUUGGAGGUUUUGAAGCAAGAAAUUCAGCACUAGCCAGUUUUUAAUGUACAGCAAUUCCUUUCUUAUUUUGUGAUAAGCUAACUAAUAUUUAAAUAUUGUGCAUUUGGAACGUUAAAUCAUUUAAAAACCCAACAAAAUACGGCUAGCUAGCCAAUAAGAUUAAACAUAAAUCAUUAAUAUCCAAUUAUUAGCAAAAUGUUGCAAUUUAUUUUGAUAAUAACACGUUUAAUAUU